CCGAGGGUGAGUAACCCACAACAUGCCAAAGACACUUCCGGGAGCAGCACGUCCGGAUGCCCCCCUCCUCCUUCAGGUACAACAUUAAUCGAUCAGUAUCUCCAACAACAACGGCCCAUAGCUCAGCAAAUGUGCAUCCUCGCCCACGAUCACUUCGAUUUUCGAGCCUCAACACUCCUCCUACCAUUGCCUGUGAGACUGUGAAAGCCGGUGCUGGACGUCUCACUCGUCCUAUUCGCCUUCUCCUGGAUCACCUCUCUUCCUUCCUAGGCUACUGUUUCCUCACGCGCACGUCCCAAUGUCCCUAUCGUGCAUUCCCCGCUCUUGCACGUCCUGCUCAGCUCCAGUUCAGGCCCCGUGUGGAUGUUCGGAAGCUCAGAAGCGGGUUUGAAGAAUGGGUUGAGGUUGCCGCGUGGGGGACAAGGAUGCAGUCGUUGGCCUGGUCUAUGAGUGGGGCUAGAGAGUCGGUCCGUUUCCCUGGCUUGGGUCAAGCGUGAAAGUAGAAGACGUGUUGAAGUAUGAUGCAAUACAAGAUGCGAAGACGCACCUCGAUGGCAAGAGCCUUGAGGUACGAGGCCGACAUUCUCACUUAACGAGCACAUCGCCGUGAUCGGCGUCGCAUGUCGCAGAGACUGACGACGUUAGCACUUGUGACCAACGGCGUACGGACACUACGGUGGAGAUGAAGAUGUGGAUAGGCAUAGAGAACGCGGAACGCUGGGGGGACGCUGUCGCUGUACUACUUGGAAAUGUCGAUGACGUCUUGUAUGUCACAGAGAUGAUU
This is a messenger RNA of Dichomitus squalens LYAD-421 SS1, 784 nucleotides long. RefSeq lists its product as uncharacterized. The record is from RefSeq and is a predicted model, not a curated record. The coding region runs from base 57 to 497 and encodes 146 amino acids. The transcript is spliced from 2 exons. Lineage: Eukaryota; Fungi; Basidiomycota; Agaricomycetes; Polyporales; Polyporaceae.